CAGAAAUCAAUAAAGUUCAAUGCAUUAUACGCAAAUCUUAUUGUUGAAUACAAGAGUUGAAAUUCUUGUCCCUAAAGCAAGGUAAGCCUAAUUCCAAUUCUUUCAUCCAAACACGCCCUAGUUGAAGCAAACCAAAUCAUCAAAAGGUUCUAGGGAAAGGCCAAGGGGCUACUGAUUUGGAUUUAAGACCCAUUGAAAUUAUGUUGGGCUGGGCCUAAUAAUCGAAAAGAUUAACUAAUAACCGUGAGGUUCAUCACUUGAGUUUUUCCGUUUCAAAGCCCAGUGAAAGCCUCCAACCUUCUUUGUCGACAACGGCGAAAAUGUCGACGAGUUCACCGGUAAAAGAUCCCGGCGGACCCUCAACAGAAACGCCCGCCGCAGCGGCCCCUCAGCCUGAGCCUGAGGCCUCCCCGAAUCCCCUCACCACUCCCAUUGCAAAGUCAGACACUCCACCGGCGGAUUUAAAAGAAACCCCAGUCGCCGCUACGCCGGCUUCGAAAGAAACCCCAGUCGCCGCUACACCGGCUUCAAAAGAAACCCCCGUCGCCGCCUCUUCCGUCCCAUCUAUACCACCACCGUCCAUCCAACACGAUGUUAUUAUUCCCAGCUAUUCACGAUGGUUUUCGUGGAACAACAUCCACGACUGCGAGAAAAGAUUCCUCCCGGAGUUCUUCGACGGAAGGUCGCCUUCCAAAAACCCUAAGCUUUACAAGUACUACCGGAACUCCAUAGUCAGGGCGUUCAGAGAAAACCCUACGAUCAAGAUCACUUUUACGGAGGUGCGGAAGACGAUCGUUGGAGACGUCGGCUCGAUCCGUAGGCUUUUCGAUUUUCUCGAGGGUUGGGGCUUGAUUAAUUACUCAGGAACAGCAUUGAAGCAGCCGCUGAAGUGGGAAGAAAAAGAGAGUAAGUCUUCGCAGGAAGGGAGUUCACUUGAAUCUUCAGUCCCGAAUCGAGUGGCUUCGAAGAAAUUGUGCAGCGGCUGCAAAUCACUCUGUAAUAUCGCUUGCUUUGCUUGUGACAAGUAUGACUUGACUCUUUGUGCGAGGUGCUACGUUCGUGGCAACUAUCGAGUUGGUGUUAAUUCUUCUGAUUUUAGACGGGUUGAAAUUAGUGAAGAUGCAAAGACGAAUUGGACUGAUGUAGAAACUUUGCGUCUCCUGGAAGCCAUCAUGCAUCAUGGUGAUAACUGGAAGAAGGUUGCAGAGCACGUUGGCGGUAGGAGUGAGAAGGAUUGUGUUGCUCGUUUCAUCAAGCUUCCUUUUGGGGAGCAAUUUGUGGGGGAUGCUGAAUCUGCGGAGGUUUAUAACAAUUUUUAUCAAAUGAAGGACCAGAGCGAGACCGAAUCUGGAUUGGAAACUAUUGGCAAAUCAUCCCCAACAAAAAGAAUGCGUCUCACACCACUUGCUGAUGCAAGUAACCCAAUUAUGGCACAGGCAGCUUUCCUCUCUGCUUUGGCUGGUGAAGAGGUUGCAAAGGCAGCUACUAAAGCAGCUGUUACAGCUUUGUCCGAGGCAACAAGUAGAGAGAAUCUUCAUUCCAUUGCAAACGAUUCAAGACAGCAAGAGGCAGAUGCUGCAUCAAAUUUGGAGACCACUGUGUUAGAAAGAACUCACGCGGAUGCAAAUUCCCUGCACAAGAAGGAAGAGCUGGAGGUAGAAAGGAAAAUUUCCGACAUUGUUGAAGUCAAGGUGUGUAGUCUGUGUAGAACUCCAUCUCAUCGGUGUCCUUGCAUUUUGUAUAAAUAUGAAUUAUUUGCUAAACGAUGCUGGUGGGGAAAACGGAAAAUUCCCAUUUCUUGGGGACAACUUGUGCAGAUGAAGGAGAUUUGGGACAAGAUAGUUCAUUUCGAGGAGUUGGAUUUGCAGAUGGAGAAAGAGUGGCAACAAUUGCAGAAUCUAAGGAACCUGCUCUUUGGUGAUCAACUUACCCUUUUGUUUCAUAAAAGCGGUGUACCAAAAACUGGGGAACCUGGGAGGGAGGAGAAUGUUAGAACGGAUUGAUGUUUAUUUUUGUUUAAAUUUAUUUAUUUUGUCCUAAAUGAUGCUUCAUGGUUUAUGCUUUAUAUUCAUCAAUAUCCAAUACUUAGACCCAAUGUUUCAUA
Malania oleifera is the source of this 2104-nucleotide messenger RNA. RefSeq names its product SWI/SNF complex subunit SWI3B. The transcript is spliced from 5 exons. NCBI's taxonomy places the organism in Eukaryota, Viridiplantae, Streptophyta, Magnoliopsida, Santalales, Ximeniaceae. Bases 321 to 2003 code for a protein of 560 amino acids. The record is from RefSeq and is a predicted model, not a curated record. Gene Ontology annotation, molecular function: protein binding.